Messenger RNA from Babesia bigemina, 2238 nucleotides. RefSeq names its product ATP-INDEPENDENT RNA HELICASE, putative. The transcript has 2 exons. NCBI's taxonomy places the organism in Eukaryota, Apicomplexa, Aconoidasida, Piroplasmida, Babesiidae. Gene Ontology annotation, biological process: maturation of LSU-rRNA from tricistronic rRNA transcript (SSU-rRNA, 5.8S rRNA, LSU-rRNA). Bases 1 to 2238 code for a protein of 745 amino acids. The record is from RefSeq and is a predicted model, not a curated record. Gene Ontology annotation, cellular component: nucleolus.
AUGAGGGAAUGGGUGGAUUUCUCACAUCUCCAAUUCGACCCACAACUAGUCAAGCACCUGAAGCUAUUCGGAUUGGAAGCUCUAAAACCGUUUCAGUACAUAAUGGCCAAGAACAUAAUAGAAGCGCUUGGGUCAAUGGAUGCCGGAGCAGGAAAGACGGUGGCUUCCAAAUACGUGUUCCACAACGACCCCGAUUCCGGUAAAUCCAUGGGGUAUAUAUUACCGCUUCUGCAUGUAUAUGGUACCAAGGAAGUCUCUAUAGGCGAAAAUGUAGUCACAAGUCAGGGGUCAACUUUAGUGGUUGCCAGAGAUGAGAAGGUGAGCCUCAGUCUGGGCGCUAUGAUCACGGCCAUGAACCCCAAUGUGGAAUGCGUGAUACUAGAUGACGUAGAACACUAUGGCGCCGAUGAAACGCGUUCAAAAGUACCCAAAGCAACCGCAACUGGUCGCACGAAAGAUGCCGAUCAGACCAUACGAGGCGCCAUUGCCAGCAACAAAUCCGCCGGGGAUUUGCAUAAGUUGCUUCACGACCACAAAUCAAACGGAUCAAAUGGUAAUUGUAAAGUGUUUGUGGUAUCGGUAAAUAGGCUCCGAACCCUGCUGACGUCCAAGUCCGCAGCGUUACCAACAGCACAACUUGCUGGAGUAGCGUGUGUCAUUUUCGAUGAUUUGUCGCGAUACUUUGCGCACGGACAGAUCAUAUCAGACGUCUACAGACGCAUCAAGAGUGCAAAGAUAUCGGUUGCAGCAGCUGCCGAGGCGGAUGCUACUGCCGGCAACGUGCAGCCAUCGAAUGCCCGUGGUAAACGCGGCAAGCGGCAGCAGAGAUCAAGUGGCGUAAUAAAUGGCACUUCACUGGCCACCAGAGCACAGGCUGACGAUGUGCAUAUUGUAUGUGUAGUCGACUCGCUGGGUGAGUCGUUUUGCAAGUUCGCAACUGAACACCUCAGCGGCUUCUGGCUGUACGAUUUUAAGAAUGGCACCAGGCAAAAGCUAGUUGGGGAUGGCAGGACUGACGCAGUCCGGCUGGAGGUCGACCUGGACGCUACCCCCGAAAUACUGGCAGCCGCCGAAGGGGAGCUGCCUGGUGGCACCAACCUCCCCAUAGAGCACUCCAUUUGCAAGGUUGCCGGCGGGAAGAGCAAGUCGGAACGUAUUUACGCCCUGAAGUGCCUUGUAUACCACUACUUGAACUUGCCGACAUUUCCGAUACAACGCAUCUUACCCCCUAUGCUGAAGCGGCCCAAAGCCGCCCACCAGUGUAUCAUAUUCGUUGCCAACCGGUCGCAGCAGCGCCAUAUAUGCGCGCUUGAAUGCUUCAGGGACCUCGCUGCAAGGCUUGGGAGUGACCUCACAGUCCAAGAGCGGGCGUACAACCUCAACAGCUUCAGGAACGGCAGCCGCCCCAUCCUCAUCGCGACGGACGCAUCCGUUGCGGGCUGCAACUUCGACGACGUGCGAUACGUGUUCAACUAUCAACCUCCACAGACGGCUGAGGUCUACCGCAGCAGGGCCGCCAUCGCUGGCAAGAACUCGAAUUCGCUAUGCGUCACGCUUUACAGCAGGGAGCAGUACUCGGCCUUCUGUAACGUCCUCAAGACUCUGGGAAAACGAGUGUCGAUACACAUACCUCCGUCGAGAGACUACAUGAUCAGGUUCAAUGCGGCGUGGCUGCACAAAUUCGCCAACCAGCUCGUGGAGCUGAACCCCAGCUUUCUGGAGCCAUUCAGGAGCAAAGCCGAGGAGUUGAUCAAACAACACGGCAAGGAGGCUAUUUUCAGCAAAACACUCUCAUUGCUACUAGGUAGUGACUGUGGUAGGCAGGACGAUGGAAACAUGGGCACCAGCGAGUUGCCGCGUGACUGCUCUCUGUUGACUGGGAGGCGCGGCUUCGUUGCCGUCACCGUAUUCGACGGCGGGUCGGACUGCAGCAUGUCUGCAAGCGAUCUUGUGAAGCUGGUGCAGCGUUUGUUACCGCAAUUAAACACUGCGACGCUGCUAGGGAAGUACGCUAAAACCGAAAGCGGGUACGUCAUAGAUGUGGCUGCCGAGCAUGUGAGCGCCCUGCUCGCUGCAGCAGCAAACGAACCCGAUGUAUGCUUCGAGACACCGAGCCAACUGCCAAAGAUGCUGCUGGACACCGGAACCGGCUCCACCAAGGCCAAGGGGCACAUGAACAAGCUCCCGUGGAGGCGGUACAAAAUCAGACGGCUUCAGCUACAAAAGCGCAUGGUAUAG